UCUCCGCUGGAACUCCUGCAGAAGGAUCUGAGGGGAGGAUCAGGCAUGGCGGCGCUGUUAGGAGGCGUGGGUCGGGUCGGUUCUGUGUUUACCGGGAGAUCCGAGCUUCUGCUGCACUGGAACCGACUCUCUGUGAAUCCCAGCCGGAGGAUCCGCUUUCUCAGGAGGAAACCUGUGGCGGUACUUCAUCCAGACGGAGAACUGGAGACCCGGGUCAGGACUAAUAAACCCGCUGAGAGAAACACACAGAGCUCAGACCACCUGAACCUAAAGCACAACCUGAAACAGAACCUUCACCAGAAGCACGGGGGAGUAAACACACCAGCAGCUCCCAGAACCUCCGCUCAGCCCCACCAACCCUCUCCUGACCCCGGCCUGAAGGUCCAGCUCGGGGGGCUGCGGUACGAGACAGCCAGACCUGGAGACAAGAGACUGGCGAAAGUGGCGAGCAUUGCCCAGUCUAGAGUGUUCCGUGAGCAGCAGGGUAAAGUUCUGCUGGAGGGAAGGCGUCUGAUCUGCGAUGCUCUGGCUGCAGGAGCUUCUCCUCAGACGCUGUUCUUCAGCCGGGUGGAGCGGCUCGGGGAGCUUCCUCUGGACAGGCUGGGUCAGGCUUCGCUGGUCAAGGUCAAGUUUGAGGACAUUAAGAUCUGGUCUGAUCUGUCUGCUCCACAGGGGGUUAUAGCCAUUUUCUCGAAGCCGGAUGCGUCACGCCUUAAAUUUCCCAGAGAUCUGCGACUGCAGACUGUGCCUUUUUUCCUGAUCUGUGACACUAUUAAGGACCCUGGCAAUCUGGGGACAAUCCUCCGUUGUGCAGCUGCAGCUGGUUGUGAACGCGUCCUCCUCAAUAAAGGCUGUGUGGACGCCUGGGAGCCGAAGGUACUUCGUGCUGCAAUGGGGGCCCAUUUCCGGCUCCCUAUAUUCCCUGGUUUGGACUGGAAUGAUAUUCUGGAGCACUUACCCCAUCCAGUGACUGUCCACGUAGCAGAUCCCACCAACCAGCUUAUGAUGCGUCAGGCUGUUCCCCAGUCAGGAGAUACCGGUUGUGAGGAGUAUGUUGAAUCAGACUCUGAAGAUGAAAGUGAGGAUGAGGGUCUACCACUAUCUGUGGAGCCCAAGCCCUACCAUGAGAACUGGGCCCAGAGGAGCACGGCUCUGGUGAUUGGUGGAGAGGCACACGGACUGAGCUGUGAAGCUCUCGAGCUGGCCGAGGAAACCAGGGGUCAUAAACUGUUUGUUCCGAUGGCUCCAGGAGUGGAAUGUCUGAAUUCAGCAAUGACUGCUAGUAUUCUACUGUUUGAAGGUAGGAGACAACUGAUGAAGUUGGUUCAGAAAUCCAGCAGAAGACCUGUACGAUCUGCAACACGCCGCUGAGUGGCUACACUAUAGCUCAUUAUAGAGUUAAUAUUUAAUAAAAGUGUAAAGAAUAACAAAUAAUGUGAAAAUAGUUCUUUUUUUGUUCUCUACUCCAAUUGAUUCAUUUUGGGCUGUGCAGUUUACAGAUGCAUCUCAAACAAGUUAGAAUAUUAUAAAAUUAGAAUAUUAUAGAAGACCAGUUGGUACUUUUGGCAGUUUGGAGAGUCUGCCAAGUCCUGCUGGAAAAUAAAAUCCCUAGUAUCUCCAUAAAGCUCGUCAUCCUCAAACCAUCAGUGACCACCAUUUCAUUUGGAAAUCAUGGGUACAGUGUCUGAAGGAAAAGCCCAGAGUCCUCAAGGUACUUGAGGCCUAAAGUGAAGUUUUCACAAUAAUCUGCUGUCGGAAAAGGGCACCCUUUCUACAGUCAUUAAAUAGAAAUAUAUAAAUGCAUAUAAUGCUGCUUUAAGUCUGCUAUAUUUUUUUGACUUGUAAAAUAUUUCCAUAUAUUAACAGUAACUGUUCUAUCUAAAGGCUUUUAAUGAAUUUCAAUGGCACUGUCCAAUGAAAAACAAGUAUGUCCAUAUUUUACUAUUUUAAUUGUCCCUUACACAGUGUCAAAAUAUCUUGAGGAAAUUCUCCAAAAUGACCUGAAAACUAUUUUUACACUGACUUCCAUUAUAGUCCAUUGAAAUAUAAGAAGGUUAUAUAUCUCUUCUGGAAAAUUGCUGUUUUGGAGAUAAUUUUUUUUUAUUGGACAGCUAAAGUAUAGUAUAUUAUCAUUGAUUGCUUGAAUUUUGUUUUAAUCUAUUGUUUGUGCAAUAUGAAUGAAUAGACUAUGAUACUAUGAACUAUGAUAUGAGUACACAGUAAAAUAACACUGUAAUAAGUUAGACAUCUCAUUCAUAGUCAGCCUUCUUUGAUUUCAGUGCUGCAAUAGCCUAUACAAUUGCAGCAAUAACACGAUCACAAUACAGUGGUGUGGAAAAAGUGUUUGCCCCUUUAUGAUUUCUUAUAUUUUUGCAUGUUUGUCACUCUUAAAUGUUUGAGAUAAUUAAAAUAACAAAUAUGAGUCAAAGACAACACAAAAUGAAAACAAAAGGAAAGGGAAAGGAAGGGUUUUUUUUUUUAUCACUAAGGGAAAAAAAAAGUUCAAUUUCUCUAGCCACACCCAGGCCUGAUUACUGCCAUACCUGUUCUCAAUUAAGACAUCACUUAAAUAGAAACUGCCUGACAAAGUGGAAGUCCACCAAAAGAUACUCAAAAA
Molecule: messenger RNA, 2617 nt
Organism: Astyanax mexicanus (Mexican tetra)
Lineage: Eukaryota; Metazoa; Chordata; Actinopteri; Characiformes; Acestrorhamphidae
Gene: mrm3a
Product: mitochondrial rRNA methyltransferase 3a
Exons: 4
Coding region: 46-1371 (441 amino acids)
Biological process (GO): RNA processing
Molecular function (GO): RNA binding; RNA methyltransferase activity
Source: RefSeq, a predicted model, not a curated record